AAAACCAUCUUCUCCUUCCAUCGGAGAAUUUCUGCGUCUCCCCAAAUCUUGGACUGUGACGACGAAGACAGUCAUCGAAGCAGCGUGCGAGGAAGAGGAACUAUAGAAUACACACGCUGAGAAGAAGCGCGAGAGAUUCAGAGACGAUAGGCUCAGCGAGGAGAGAAGUCUUUAUUUGCCGAUCCAUCGGAAUGGUGGUGAUUGAUUAGAAUCAGUUUCCAGGAUGGAAAAGUCAUUAUGCAGUGAAGGCCCUGCUGUGCUGCAGUUGCACAAAUGGGAAUCCUCCCAGUUCGAACCUAAUCUGUCAGAAUAUCAUGAGGGUUUUAUAUCUCCAUCAAGGGAGGUGCUAUUGCUACUUUCGUACCAAUCUGAAGGUUUAUUGCUUCCUCUGGUGGCAGCAUCUGGUGGGCCAGAUUCAGAAAACAAUCCAUCUUCUUCUGGAUCAGAUGUAGGUUAUGGUGAUACAGGUUCUGUAAAUAAUUGCAGUUCAAAUUGCAAUGGUUCUUUCAUCUUCGAUGCAAAGUCUGUCACUUGGGGCGCUUGUGGGGAUGCCUAUAAUCAGCAUGAAGAUCCUAUAUUUAGUGAAUUUUUGUUUAUCUCUGGAAACCAUGGAGUUACAGUCCAUGCGUUUUUCUGUUCCGAUGAUUCAAAUGACAGACCUGAGUACAUACCAAAUGGCGAAUUUAGACAAGGGAAGUGGGUUGAGUGGGGACCUUCUAUGCUAAAUCAGAAACUGGAACAGCGAGGAGAGUGUACUUUUGAUGGUUCAAAGAGGUGGAUGCAAUCUUUUUUCACUGACAUGGAAGUUAUUGAAUUUGAGGGUAAAAUACAGUGGAGGUUCCCUGGGAAGUCAUCAUUUCCAUGCUCUGCAAAAGUCGUUUCAUUUAGCAUGUUUAAUGGUGGUGAUUUACUUCUGUGGAAUCAUCUUUCUCAUGGAAAUUCCUUGCUUCGGAAGGAUAGUCUACUGGAGAAAGUCCAUCAUACCCACGAUGAUGGUUUUCCAUUAAAAGAAAAUCCUGAAGCUGAAGUGUCAUCCAGAAAUGAUGUCGUAAAGAGUUUGUAUAGGUGCACCAAAGUAUUCUCCAGCGAUUCUCAAUUUCUGAUUGGGUUUGUUAUAGCAUUAUAUGACUCUGCAAUUGUCUCUAAAAGCAACGAAAAUCAUAGAAAUAGGGGUAAGAAUGUUGUUGUUGUCGCUCAGCUGUUUAGCUGGGGAAUGCGUUGGGUUUCCCUGUUGAAGCUUUGGGAAUCAAAUGUAGAACCAGCAGAUGACUGGGCAGAUUUUCGACUGACCGAUAAACUUGUUAUCUGUCUCAAUGUUCCUGGUUUCAUCUUUCUGUAUGAUGUGAAAUCUGGUGAUUGUGUUGCACACAUGGACAUUUUACAGACAUGUGGGUUGGAUCCUUUAUCAAAUUUGCAAGAGGCAGCUAUGGACGCUAAUCAGGGAGCUGACAUUGUCAAUGUUGUUCACUCCAAGUCCUUGUCUCACAGUGAUGGUUACUUGAACAGAAGAAAGUUUAGGAAAUUGGUUGUUGCUUCACAUACAUCGCUUAUCGCUGCAGUUGAUGAAUAUGGUUUGAUAUUUGUAAUAUGUGCUGGCGAGCUUGUUCCAAAGGAGUGUCGUUGCCAUAUGCCCAUGGAAUCGAUUCCCAGCUUUCAUCAUUUUGGGCUUGGUACCUUGGUUGGCUGGAAAGUCGGUGGCAUGGACAUAGGCUAUCAAAGAGCGUUCCCAGAUUCUUAUAGGUCUCGAGGUAUAAAUAUAUUUUCAGAAUUGGAUCCUAACUUUGCUGCAUCAGGUACCAUAGUGUCUGAUGCGUGUCAGGACGACCAACAUAGCAAUUUUGGUUGGAGAGCCAGUGGCUUUGUUUCAUGGAGGAAUGCUUCUUCUACUCAAUCUAAAACCAAUUUCCAUAGGCAUGGAAAUUUGAAAACAGAGUCUCAUCUCAUGCGGAAGACAAUUCUAUGCACAGACAAACUAGGAUUGGAUGAUAACAUAUGCUUUUCUCCACUGGGGUUCACUCGGUUCAGUAGAAAGCAUGUCGAAAAGGGAAACCAAAUUUGUAAGAUUAUUCAUUUUAGUCUACAGACGAUUUUGACUGUUAAGGAUGAUAGUUGUUUGCAGUAUGGUGACAAAAAGUUUUCUAAUGGAGUAGAAGAGGCUUUUACUGAAGAAUCAGUUGGUUGCUGUUUUCACGGUUUUCUUUACUUGGUGACACGUAGUGGUCUUUCAGUUUACCUUCCUUCCAUGUCAAUCACCUCUAAUUACCCAACUGUAGAGACCAUUGAUUAUCUGCAGCCAAUCUACAAAACAGUCACAAGACUUCAGGGAGGAGAUUGUUUUGGGACAAGGGAAACUGAGUUUCCUUGGCAAGUUGAGGUGAUAGAUAGAGUUAUCUUGUUUGAAGGCCCGAAAGCUGCAGAUCGUGUUUGUUUGGAGAACGGUUGGGACCUGAAAAUUUCUCGUUUACGUCGUCUGCAAAUGGCGUUGGACUACUUAAAAUUUGAUGAUAUCAACGAGUCCCUGGAGAUGCUUGGUGAUGUAAUGCUAGCAGAAGAAGGUGUUUUGAGAUUGCUUUUUUCUGCGGUUUAUCUGUUGUCGCACAAGAAGAAAAGUGAUAACGACAUUUCUGCUUUAUUUAGGUUACUUGCAAUGGUUACAAGGUUUGCUACUAAAAUGAUUCGAAAAUAUGGAUUACUUGAAUAUCAAAAAGGUGGAUUCACGUCGCAUUGCCAACGUAGAACACAUAUUCUCUCACUUCCUCCGAUUUCUGCGUAUCAAGAGGAAAUGGAAAGUUCGAGAAGGUUGUCUGAGAUGUCUUACCUUUUGGAGGUUACCCGGAACUUGCAACACCGAACUGCCAUAAAAUUUAAGAAGCUAGGAAAGGGAGACAAUGAAAAGUCGCUGAAUCUGGUUGAUCCAAAUUCAUUGCAUGAUGAUUCUCAGCUGUCAAUUGUUCCUGGGAAUGCUGCCUCUGUUGAAUCAAUACACGAACAGGGUGCUUAUGUCUCGAGUAGCAAUGAAGAGCAUGCUCUGAUGCCUAUGGAUAUGACGUCCUCAAAAGCUCACUGGGCCCAUGGUGGGUCAAGUGUUGUGUCUGACCUUGUACCUCAAGGACCGUGUGUUGAAAAUAAAGUUCUGCCCCUGGAAAAUCCCAAGGAGAUGAUGACUCGUUGGAAGAGCAAUAAUUUGGAUCUGAAAACUGUAGUUAAGGAUGCCUUGCUCUCUGGCCGACUCCCUUUAGCUGUUCUCCAACUUCAUCUUCAACAUUCGAAGGAAGUGUCUGAAAAUGGAGAGCAACAUGAUACUUUUACUGAAGUUCGCGAUAUCGGAAGAGCCAUUGCUUAUGACCUAUUUUUGAAGGGUGAACCUGGACUUGCCAUUGCAACUUUGCAAAGGCUUGGAGAGGAUGUAGAAGACUGUCUCAAACAAUUGUUAUUUGGCACAGUGAGACGAUCUCUUCGAGAUCAAAUAGCCGAGGAGAUGAGAAGAAAUGGUUACUUAAGACCAUAUGAAUACCAAAUAUUAGAGAGGAUUUCACUUAUUGAGAGGCUUUACCCUAGCAGCCAAUUCUGGAAAACAUAUCUUGCCCGUCAAAACGAACUCCUGAAGGAUCUAUCACCUUCAGAUUCUUCCAGAGAAAUUAGCUUGCACCUAGUGGAGUCAUCCCUGCAUCACAAUCUUACAAUUGAGUGUGGUGAGGUUGAUGGUGUUGUUCUGGGCUCUUGGACAAAAGUAGAAGGUGAAUCUGAUCAUCUGUACAAUGAAGCCGGUGCAUAUGCUGGCUACUGGGCUGCAGCAGCUGUGUGGUCUAACACAUGGGAUCAAAGAACCUUUGAUCGUAUAGUAUUGGAUCAACCUCUAGUUAUGGGUGUUCAUGUUCCAUGGGAAUCACAACUGGAGUAUCAUAUGUGCCACAAUAAUUGGGAUGAAAUCCUCAAGCUGUUGGAUCUAGUUCCUAAGGAUGUUUUAUAUGAUGGAAGCUUGCAAAUUGCUUUGGAUGGUCCAAAACAGUCUUCCGGUGUAAAUUGUUCAAUUUCUACCCACAACGAGUACAUACGCUCUAUCGAAGAAGUGGAUGCGAUAGUCAUGGAUGUUCCAUAUAUCAAGAUACUAAGAUUGCCUGGAGAUAUCGUGUGCUCCUUGUGCCUAACAUUGAUGGAGCAAGAACUUGCGAGGAAAUUUAUAUUUCUAAAGGAAUACUGGGAAACUACAGUAGAUGUUGUGCAUCUUGUGGCUCGUGCUGGAAUCAUCCUUGUUGAUAGCUGCAAAGUUUCAUUUGAGGAUGACUCCUAUAGGCCAUCACUAGAUCUAUGUCUGUCCAAAAAGGAUGGAGGAUAUCAUGAUGAUACCUUUAAGGCUUUACACAAGAUAUUCAUACACUACUGCACAGAAUAUAAACUGCCUAACCUUUUGGAUCUGUACCUCGAUCAUCAUCAACUAGCCCUUGAUAACGAUUCGCUCAGCUCAUUACAGGAAGCCAUUGGUGAUUCUCACUGGGCAAAAUGGUUGCUGCUCUCCAGGAUCAAGGGUCGGGAGUAUGAUGCUUCAUUUUCUAAUGCACGUUCAAUUAUGUCACGUGGCAUGGUACUAAAUGGGGAACUCAGUGUUGCCGAGAUUGAUGAAAUUGUUUGCACUGUUGAUGACAUUGCUGAAGGGGCAGGAGAAAUGGCAGCUUUAGCAACUAUGAUGUAUGCCCCAAUGCCAAUUCAAAAGUGCUUAAAUAGCGGCGGUGUGAGCAGGCAUAGUUCUUCUGCACAGUGCACAUUGGAGAAUUUGAGAUCAUUUCUUCAGAGAUUCCCCACUUUAUGGUCUAAACUUAUUACUGCAUGUUUUGGACAAGAAAUUUCUGGCAACCUUUUACGAACAAAGGCCAAGAAUGCCUUGGCAGAAUAUCUAAACUGGCGUGACAGUGUAUUCUUCUCUGCUGGACGUGAUACUUCACUUUUGCAGAUGUUGCCAUAUUGGUUUCCUAAAGCAGUUCGUCGACUCAUUCAACUUUAUAUCCAGGGACCUCUCGGAUGGCUGUCUUUCUCAGGUUAUCCUACAGGGGAGUAUUUACUGCACAGAGAUAUUGAUUUCUUUAUAAAUGCUGACCAGCCGACUGAGUUAAGUGCCAUCUCAUGGGAGGCAAUAAUACACAAGCAUAUUGAAGAGGAACUUUAUCACACCAAAACUGAGGUAACUGGGCUUGGACUUGAGCACUUCUUGCAUCGUGGACGAGCACUUGCAGCUUUUAGUCAUUUCCUGGGACACAGAGCUGAAAAGCUUAAGCUGGACGAGCAAUCUGCUUCUUCUAUACAUGGUGAAGGAAAUAUACAGUCAGAUGUUCAGAUUCUUCUUGCACCUCUGACAGAGAGUGACGAGUCUCUUUUUUCAUCUGUCAUACCACUUGCUAUUACACACUUUGAGGAUUCUGUGUUAGUUGCUUCAUGUGCCUUCCUUCUCGAGCUUUGUGGUUUAUCUGCCAGCAAGCUUCGAGUAGAUGUGGCAUCCUUAAGAAGGAUAUCAUCCUUCUACAAAUCUAAUGUGGGCACUAAUAUAAUGCGGCAGAGGUUGGCGAAGGGCUCUGUAUUCCAUGCAGUAUCUAGUGAAGGUGAUCUAAUGGGGUCACUAGCUAGGGCACUCGCUAAUGAAUAUGUACAUUCAGAUAUUUCACGUGGCUCCCAGCAAAAGCAUAUUUCAACCUCUGUUCUUGGCACUCAACCUCGACUCCGUGUAAUGCUUGUUCUUCAUCAUCUGGAGCAAGCUAGUCUUCCCCAGAUAGGUGUAGACAUAAAGACAUGUGGAUACUGGCUGUUAACCGGUGAUGGGGAUGGGGAUGAACUACGGGCAAAGCAGAAAGCUGCAAGCCAGCACUGGAGUUUAGUUACUCUUUUCUGUCAGAUGCACCGGCUUCCUUUGAGCACAAAAUACCUUGCCAUGUUAGCAAGAGACAAUGAUUGGGUUGGAUUUUUGGCAGAAGCGCAGCUUGGAGGAUACCCAUAUGAUACAGUGGUCAAUGUGGCAUGGAAGGAGUUUGGUGAUCAACGUUUAAAAGCUCAUAUACUGACAGUUUUGAGAAGCAUCAACUCUAGAAAGAAAGCUACUGCAUCUUAUUCGGAUAAUGCUUUAAAAGACUGGACAAGUUCCUUCUGUGAGGAUGAAACUUAUGCCCCUGCUGAACUCUUUCGGAUUUUGGCUUAUUCUGAGAAGCUUAAGAACCCUGGAAGAUUCCUUCUAAUGAAAGCUAAGGAGUUGUCGUGGUCUAUUUUGGCUCUAAUAGCAUCAUGCUUUCUGGACGUGGCUCCUCUGUCAUGCCUAACAGUUUGGUUGGAAAUUACUGCUGCCAGGGAAACAUCGUCCAUCAAGGUGAAUGACAUAACUUCUAAGAUAGCAGAAAAUAUAGCAGCAGCUGUGGAAGCUACAAAUUCCUUGGCCAUGGAUGCGAGAACUGUUCAGUUUCACUAUAAUCGGAAGAACCCAAAACGGAGACGACUUGUGGUAUCCACAUCUGUGGAUUCAGUUGCUUCAGCUAAGAGUUUAAGCACCUCAAGCGGUACACCAUUUUCUUCUCACAGAACAGAGGUUGCAGACGAUGGAAAAGGUGGAGAUAUCAAUGUUCCAAAUGAUGUAUCUAAUGAGCCUGCUUCACUAUCAAAGAUGGUUGCAAUGCUUUGUGAACAGCACUUGUUUCUUCCUCUGCUAAGAGCUUUUGAAUUGUUCCUCCCUUCUUGCUCUCUGUUGCCGUUCAUCCGUGCUCUUCAGGCGUUUUCACAAAUGCGCCUCUCUGAAGCUUCAGCACAUCUGGGUUCUUUCUCUGCUAGAGUCAAAGAUGAAUCAGUUCAAUUUCAGUUAAAUCAAGCGAAAGAAGUCAAUUUUGGGGCUACCUGGAUCAGCACAACAGCUGUUAAAGCUUCUGAUGCUGUUCUAUCAACAUGUCCAUCACCAUAUGAGAAAAGAUGCCUGCUACAACUUCUUGCUGCAACUGAUUUUGGCGACGGGGGUUCUGCGGCAACAUCCUAUCGACGGUUUUACUGGAAAAUUAAUUUGGCCGAGCCGUCACUUCGACUUGAGAAUGACCUGGGCUUGGCAAGUGAGGCUCUUGAUGAUGGUUCUCUUCUCACUGCACUUGAAAAGAAUAGGCAGUGGGAGCAAGCACGUAACUGGGCCAAGCAACUUGAAACCAUUAGUGGGCCUUGGACAUCUUCUGUCCACCAUGUUACUGAAACUCAGGCAGAAUCCAUGGUUGCGGAAUGGAAAGAGUUUCUUUGGGAUGUUCCUGAAGAGAGAAUCGCCUUAUGGGGUCACUGCCAAACUCUGUUCAUUAGAUACUCUUUCCAUUUUUUAAAACCUGAUCUCCCUGCGGGUUUGUUUUUCCUUAGACAUGCAGAAAUGGUGGAGAAAGAUCUCCCUUCACGAGAAGUCUACGAGUUAUUACUGCUAUCCCUUCAGUGGUUGAGUGGAAUGAUUACCCAAUCACACCCGGUUUAUCCUUUGCAUCUUCUGCGAGAAAUCGAGACUAGGGUGUGGCUGCUGGCAGUAGAAUCAGAGGCGCAGGUGAAAAAUGAAGGGGGAUUUAGUCCAAGUGGUACCAGCAAAGACACCAACGGAAAUAGUUUGAGUAUUAUCGACCGUAUUGCAAAUAUUAUUACAAAAAUGGACAAUCAUAUUAAUUCAAUGAUGAAGAACAGAAUUGGUGAAAAACAUGACUCUAGGGAUCCUGGACAAGCACAUCAAAGAAACCAUGUGUCCGAUAUGAGCUCUUUGACAUCUGGUGCAAGCACAAAGACCAAACGAAGGGCUAAAACACCCAUUUCAUCAAGACGGCAGUUUAUGGAAUUUCUGGAUAAGCCCGACUUUGAAGAUGCACCAUCUGCUCUAAACAACAGAAGCGAGGUUCAUCUUCAAGAGGAAAUCACGGGAAUCGAAAUGUCCUUCUCAAAGUGGGAGGAAAGAUUAGGACCUGCAGAAUUGGAAAGGGCUGUUCUUUCUCUAUUGGAAUUUGGACAAGUAACAGCUGCAAAGCAACUUCAGCAUAAGCUUUCUCCAGGAAAUACACCUUCUGAGCUGAUAAUUGUGGAUGCUGCUAUGAAGCUAGCAAUGAUUUCUACCCCUUGCAAUCGAGUACCACUGUCAACGCUAUACGAGGAUGUUCGUUCUGUCAUCCAAUCAUACAGUAUAAAAGUUGAUCAUCCUAUGGUCGAACCGCUGCAGGUUUUGGACAGUCUAUCAAAUCUUUUAAAUGAAGGUAGUGGACGGGUAUUGGUGAGAAAGAUAAUUGCGGUUGUAAAAGCUGCAAAUGUCUUGGGCCUUACAUUCACUGAGGCAUAUCAGAAGCAGCCAAUAGAAUUGUUACGGCUAAAUUUUCUNNAAGCCCAAGAUUCAUUUGAAGAAGCAUAUCUACUUAUUCAAACCCAUUCCAUGCCUGCUGCUAGUAUCGCUCAGAUUCUUGCAGAAUCCUUUCUGAAGGGCUUACUGGCAGCUCAUCGUGGAGGGUAUAUUGAUUCUCAGAAGGAGGAAGGUCCUGCUCCGCUUCUGUGGAGAUUUUCAGAUUUUCUGAAGUGGGCAGAGCUCUGUCCUUCCGAACAAGAAAUUGGUCAUGCAUUAAUGCGUCUUGUGAUCACUGGGCAAGAAAUACCGCAUGCCUGUGAAGUUGAGCUCCUUAUCCUCUCUCAUCACUUCUACAAGUCGUCCACAUGUCUUGACGGAGUCGAUGUCCUUGUAGCACUUGCUGCCACUAGGGUUGAGGCUUAUGUCACUGAGGGUGACUUCUCAUGCUUGGCUCGCCUAAUUACCGGAGUUGGCAACUUCCAUGCUCUUAAUUUCAUUCUCAGUAUUUUAAUCGAAAAUGGGCAGCUUGAUCUAUUACUGCAAAAGUUUUCCGCUGCUGCUGAUGCGAUCACUGGCACUGCCCAGGCUGUCAGAAGUUUCCAGAUGGCUGUUCUGACCUCGUUGAAUCUCUUUAACCCAAAUGACCAUGAUGCAUUUGCUAUGGUGUUUAAGCACUUUGACAUGAAGCACGAAACAGCUGCUUUGCUAGAAGCCUGUGCGGACCAGGCUGCACAGCAAUGGUUUCUACGGCAUGACAAGGAUCAGAACGAGGAUCUCCUCGAUUCAAUGCGUUACUACAUAGAAGCUGCCGAAGUUCAUUCUUCUAUCGAUGCUGGGAAUAAAGCACGCAGAGCUUGCGGCCAGGCUUCCCUCGUCUCCCUUCAAAUAAGGAUCCCAGAUUCAAGGUGGCUCCAUUUAUCCGAAACAAACGCGAGAAGAGCACUAGUGGAGCAAUCCCGUUUCCAGGAGGCUCUGAUCGUAGCGGAGGCAUACGGUCUUAACCAGCCGAGCGAAUGGGCUCUGGUGCUUUGGAACCUGAUGCUGAAACCAGAACUAGCGGAAGAAUUUGUAGCUGAAUUUGUGGCGGUGCUCCCUCUACAGCCUUCGAUGCUAAUGGAGCUGGCGAAGUUUUACAGAGCGGAGAUGGCAGCAAGAGGCGACCAGUCUCAGUUCUCGGUUUGGCUGACAGGAGGGGGAUUACCGGCCGAGUGGGCCAAGUACAUGUGGAGAUCCUUCAGGUGUUUGCUGAAGAGAACCCGGGACUUGAGGCUACGCCUUCAGCUCGCAACGACUGCAACCGGGUUCUCGGACAUUGUGGAUGCAUGCAUGAAAGCUUUGGAUAAGGUCCCUGAGAAUGUUGGACCCCUUUUGCUCAAGAAAGGACAUGGAGGAGCUUAUCUGCCACUCAUGUGAAAUGCAAAUCACCCAAAGAUUGAAAAGGUAUGUACCAAUCAAUUAGUCAAUAAUAACAGUGACUGGUACGAAGAUAGUGUUGGGAAGUUGACCAAAGCAAGGCGCCUAAACGUCCUUGAAGGGUUUUGCCGAUCGAAUUUUUGUGGUGGCAAAUUGGCCUUUGGUGUUGUGGUUGUGGGAAUUGAAGUGUGUGUGUUGUUGAAUCCCCCAUUCUUUCUUUUUUUUUUUUUUGAAACUUUGAGAUAUUUUUGGCCAUGAGAGAGAGAGAGAGAGAGAGAGAGAGGUAUAUUUGUACAGUGUAAUAACUGUCUUUAUGCAAAUUUCGAUCGACAUGCUUUGUUCAAUGAUUUCUUGACUGUA
Messenger RNA from Tarenaya hassleriana, 10081 nucleotides. RefSeq lists its product as uncharacterized. NCBI's taxonomy places the organism in Eukaryota, Viridiplantae, Streptophyta, Magnoliopsida, Brassicales, Cleomaceae. Bases 224 to 9721 code for a protein of 3165 amino acids. Gene Ontology annotation, cellular component: cytoplasm. The record is from RefSeq and is a predicted model, not a curated record. The transcript has 28 exons.